Messenger RNA from Parastagonospora nodorum SN15, 1494 nucleotides. RefSeq lists its product as hypothetical. The transcript is spliced from 2 exons. Gene Ontology annotation, biological process: transmembrane transport. Gene Ontology annotation, molecular function: transmembrane transporter activity. The record is from RefSeq and is a predicted model, not a curated record. Bases 232 to 1494 code for a protein of 420 amino acids. NCBI's taxonomy places the organism in Eukaryota, Fungi, Ascomycota, Dothideomycetes, Pleosporales, Phaeosphaeriaceae.
CUGGGAUCCAAAGAAACCACCGCAGUUUAGCAUGAGCAUGAAUGUGUUGUUUGCAUUUGCUGCUGGGUGCAAGUUAGACGUGGAAACUUUAUUCUACACCAUGUCCGACCUCGUCCUGACGAGUAAAAAAAAGUCACGGUCGCCAAUCUCUACUACAACCACCCAAUCCUCAACAUCCUAGCCGCAGACUUCGGCGUGCGGUAUGAACAAGUCGCCCAGAUCCCGACCGUCAUGCAAGCCGGCUACGCAGCUGGCCUGCUAUUCCUCUGUCCCUUGGGAGAUCUACUACCACGCCGGCCAUUCGUGUGUAGCUUAGUCUUCUGCACCGCGACGUUAUGGUUGGGGCUCUGCUUGACUACUUCUCUCAACCUCUUCACCGCCCUCUCCUUCCUAACCGCCAUAACAACUGUAACCCCGCAACUCAUGCUCCCUCUCGUCGGCGACCUCGCGCCUCCGCACCGCCGCGCUGCAGCACUCAGCAUCGUUGUCAGCGGCUUGAUGCUCGGCGUACUCAUCGCGCGCGUGUUGUCGGGUACGAUGACUAACUUCGUCACCUGGCGCGCUGUGUACUGGAUGGCGCUGGGAUUGCAGUAUAUUAUCUUCGUACUGCUGUGGUGCUUCAUGCCGGAUUAUCCCGCGACGAAUCCGGGGAUGAAUUACUUCCGCAUUCUGUUCGAUAUCGUCAAGAUGCUGUUCAAACACCCCGUGUUGGUGCAGGCGUGUCUAGCGGGUCUGCUUUGUUCAGCGCCAUUUACCAGUUUUUGGACAACAUUGACGUUCUUGCUUGCCGGCGAGCCGUAUCAUUACAGUUCGUUGGUGAUUGGGCUGUUCGGCUUGAUUGGGAUUGCGGGCAUGUUAGGCUCGCCUGUGUACGCUCGACUCGUUACAGACAAAUUUGUACCGCAUUUUUCUGUACUGUUUGGAUUGAGUUGCAGUCUCAUUGGGGUGUGCUUGGGCACGUAUAUUGGGCCGUUUAGCGUUGCGGGGCCGGUGAUGCAGGCGCUUUUACUGGAUUUUGGGAACCAGACGGCGCAGAUUGCGAAUCGGAGUAGUAUAUACAGCGUAGAACCGAAGAGGCGGAAUGGUGUUAAUACUGCAUUCAUGGUGGCGACAUUUUGUGGACAGCUUAUCGGUACGGCGGCGGGAAAUCACAUUUAUGCGGCGGCGGGAUGGAUUGGAUCGGGCAGUGCGAGUGUCGGGUUUAUUGGAGCGGCGAUAUUGGUCAUUGUAGCUAGAGGGCCGUGGGAAGAACAUUGGGUUGGAUGGAGGGGUGGGUGGAGUAUGAAGAAGAAGGAUCCGAACAGUGCGGAUGGCAAGACGAGUGAGCAGACGCAUUUCCACGAAGGAAAGGUUAGAGAUGAGGAGAUGGGUGCAGAGAAGAGAGUGCUGGGAGAGUUGGCUGCGGAAGAGGGAAAUGAAAGUCCUCUGAGUGAAGAGCAGAGCGACAGGAGCCCGAAGAGCAGCAAGGACGUGAUAACGCUUGUGAAGACAUAA